Messenger RNA from Propithecus coquereli (Coquerel's sifaka), 4441 nucleotides. RefSeq names its product calpain 15 (gene CAPN15). The record is from RefSeq and is a predicted model, not a curated record. Gene Ontology annotation, biological process: proteolysis. Bases 168 to 3383 code for a protein of 1071 amino acids. NCBI's taxonomy places the organism in Eukaryota, Metazoa, Chordata, Mammalia, Primates, Indriidae. Gene Ontology annotation, cellular component: cytoplasm. The transcript has 12 exons. Gene Ontology annotation, molecular function: calcium-dependent cysteine-type endopeptidase activity.
CAGCGGCGAGAGUGGCUGCGCCGCUCUCCAGAGGCAGAAGUUGUGGGUCGGCCGGCGGAGGCGAGCAGGCCCGGGGGCCGGGACCGGGACCGCGGCCGCGCUGCCCGGGCCACGGGGACUGAGGAGGCGCCGCCGGUUUGCGGAGCCACAGCCACUCACCCGGGUCUAUGGCCGCGGUGGGGGAGUGGUCCUGCACGCGCUGCACCUUCCUGAACCCGGCCGGCCAGCGCCAGUGCUCCAUCUGCGAGGCCCCCCGGCACAAGCCCGACCUCGACCAGAUCCUGCGGCUCAGCGUGGAGGAGCAGAAAUGGCCCUGCGCCCGCUGUACCUUCCGGAACCUCCUGGGCAGGGAAGCCUGUGAAGUAUGUGGCUUCACCCCGGAGCCCGCGCCGGGGGCCCCCCUGCCCAUCAUCAACGGGGUCCUGCCCAAGCCGCCCACCGCCCUGGCAGAGCCCAAGGGUGGCUGCAAGGAGGAGGCAGGGCCGGUGCGGACAGCGGGGCUGGCAGCUGUGGAGCCAGCCGGGGGCCACCCCGAGGCGGAGGAGGCGGGCACAGCGGAGCCCGGCAGCGGCUGGGCGUGCCCACGCUGCACGCUGUACAACACGCCCGUGGCCAGUUCCUGCUCUGCCUGCGGGGGGCCCCGGAAACUCUCGCUGCCCCGGAUCCCUCCUGAGGCCCUGGUGGUCCCCGAAGUUGUGGCCCCCGCUGGCUUCCACGCCGUGCCUGCCGUGCCCCAGCCGGGGCUGCCCUCAGACGGUGCCGAGGCCGACCCGGCCCCUGCCGGCCAGGAGCCCCCCAGGAGACCACCCUUCAGCCCCUUCUCCGCCACCCUGCAGAACAACCCCGUGCCCCGCAGCCGCCGGGAGGUGCCCCCCCAGCUGCAGCCACUGGUGCCUGAGGCUGCUCAGCCCUCGCCCUCCACUGUCUCCAGGGGGUCCCCGCAGGGCCCAGGCCGGGCCACCGCUGGAGCCUCCCGCCUGGCGGAGCUGCUCUCCGGCAAGCGGCUGAGCGUGCUGGAGGAGGAGGCCUCAGAGGCCGGCCCCACCCACGUCGAGGCCAGCAGCUCCUCCCUGGGCAGCGACAUCAUAGACCUGGCCGGGGACACCGUGCGCUACACACCUGCCAGCCCCUCCAGCCCGGACUUCACCACCUGGUCCUGCGCCAGGUGCACGCUCAGGAACCCCACCGCGGCCCCCAGGUGCACGGCAUGCGGCUGCUCCAAGCUGCAUGGCUUCCAGGAGCACAGCGAGCCCCCAGCCUGCUGCCCCGACUGCGGUGUGGACAAGCCCGGCCCCUGCGGCAGCAGCUGCGGACGGGUCCCCUUGGCCCCCAAGGCCACCCGCCUCUUGCCCGAGCGCCCAGGCCAGUGGGCCUGCCCCGCCUGCACCCUGCUGAACGCACCCCGGGCCAAGCACUGCGCUGCCUGCCACACACCCCAGCUCCUGGUGGCCCAGCGCCGAGGGGCCGCGCCCCUGAAGCGCAGGGAGAGCAUGCACGUGGAGAAGCGGCGGCAGACGGACGAGGGCGAGGCCAAGGCCCUGUGGGAGAACAUCGUGGCCUUCUGCCGCGAGAACAGCGUGAACUUUGUGGAUGACAGCUUCCCUCCCGGGCCCGAGUCUGUGGGCUUCCCCGCGGGCGACAGCGUCCAGCAGCGCGUGAAGCAGUGGCUUCGACCCCACGAAAUCAACUGCUCCGUCUUCAGGGACCAGGGCGCCCCGUGGUCUGUCUUCCACACGCUCCGGCCCUCGGACAUCCUGCAGGGGCUGCUGGGGAACUGCUGGUUCCUGAGCGCGCUGGCGGUGCUGGCCGAGCGGCCGGACCUGGUGGAACGGGUGAUGGUCACGCGCAGCCUGUGCGCGGAGGGCGCCUACCAGGUGCGUCUGUGCAAGGACGGCACGUGGACGACGGUGCUGGUGGACGACAUGCUGCCCUGCGACGAGGCCGGCUUCCUCCUCUUCUCGCAGGCACAGCGGAAGCAGCUCUGGGUGGCUCUCAUCGAGAAGGCGCUGGCCAAGCUGCACGGCUCCUACUUUGCGCUCCAGGCGGGGCGCGCCAUCGAAGGCCUGGCCACUCUCACCGGCGCCCCCUGCGAGAGCCUGGCGCUGCAGGUCAGCUCCACUAACCCCCGCGAGGAGCCCGUUGACACUGACCUCAUCUGGGCCAAAAUGCUGAGUUCUAAGGAGGCUGGGUUCCUCAUGGGCGCCUCCUGUGGCGGGGGGAACAUGAAGGUGGACGACUCCGCGUACGAGAGCCUGGGCCUGCGUCCCCGCCACGCCUACUCCAUCCUGGACGUCCGCGAUGUCCAGGGCACCAGGCUCCUACGGCUCCGGAACCCGUGGGGCCGCUUCUCCUGGAAUGGCAGUUGGUCGGACGAGUGGCCGCACUGGCCGGGGCACCUGCGCGGCGAGCUCAUGCCCCACGGCAGCAGCGAGGGCGUCUUCUGGAUGGAGUACAGCGACUUCAUCAGGUACUUCGACUCCGUGGACAUCUGCAAGGUGCACUCGGACUGGCAGGAGGUGCGGGUGCAGGGCUGCUUCCCCAGCUCUGCCAGCGGGAACGUGGGGGUGACGGCGCUGACGGUGCUUGAGCGCGCCUCGCUGGAGUUCGCGCUUUUCCAGGAGGGCAGCAGGCGCUCGGACGCAGUGGACAGCCACCUCCUGGACCUGUGCAUCCUGGUGUUCCGGGCCACCUUCGGGAGCGGUGGCCACCUGAGCUUGGGCCGCCUCCUGGCCCACAGCAAACGCGCCGUCAAGAAGUUCGUCAACUGCGACGUCAUGCUGGAGCCCGGCGAGUACGCCGUGGUGUGCUGUGCCUUCAACCACUGGAGCCCCGCCCCGCCGGGCCCCCCCGCCGCGCAGGCCUCCAGCCCCUCGUCAGGAGCCCCGCGAGGCGCCCCCGCGCCGCCCGGCCACGUGCUGGCCGUGUACAGCUCUCGGCUGGUCAUGGUGGAGCCGGUGGAGGCCCAGCCGACCACGCUGGCCGACGCCAUCAUCCUGCUCACCGAGAGCCGGGGCGAGCGGCACGAGGGCCGCGAGGGCAUGACCUGCUACUACCUGACGCACGGCUGGGCGGGGCUCAUCGUGGUGGUUGAGAACCGGCACCCGCGGUCCUUCCUGCACGUGCAGUGUGACUGCACGGACAGCUUCAACGUGGUGUCCACGCGCGGCAGCCUGCGCACCCAGGACAGCGUGCCGCCCCUGCACAGGCAGGUCCUGGUGAUCCUGUCCCAGCUGGAGGGCAACGCCGGCUUCUCCAUCACCCACCGUCUGGCACACCGCAAGGCGGCCCAGGCCUUCCUCAGCGACUGGACGGCCUCCAAGGGCACCCACAGCCCCCCACUCACGCCCGAGGUGGCGGGUCUGCACGGGCCCCGGCCGCUGUGACCACCGCGCCCCCGGGCCAGGCUGUGGGCACGUGGACCGCCUGCCCGCCCCCCACGCACUUUAAGGGGGAGACCCCGGUGGAGGACGCUUGACCAGAAUCUCAGGACCCACCCAGGGAGCCUCUGGCUGCAGCUUCCCCGGCACCCCCAGCACCCGCCGUCCGCCUGACCAGGCCUCCCGGCCGCCAAGCAGAAUACCUCGAACCGGGCAGGCUGUGCCGGCCUGGGGGACGGCGGCGACGGGCGGGUCCACAGCCUGGCUGCCCCUCUCAGGCGGUGGCUCUCCUGCCAGAGUGGGCGGCUGCAGCUCUGCUCACAAAACCAAAUCUGGGUGUCAGAGGUCGUGACCGUGGUGAGAUCAGGGACCACCGUCUGUGGGGCCUGAGGUCAGAACCUUCUGGGUCUGUGCCCAGAGCCCAGCUCCCAGCCCCCCACAGGCACCCCAGAGCCUGGCGCCGAGUGGCACGUCUUGGGGAAGGAGGGUGUCCCCUGUCCAGCCGCCCCUCCAGCGACACUAUGCAAUUCCCGGAGCGUCUGCCAGGAUCGAAGCCAUGGCAGGGCUGGCGGGCUGGGGCCUGGCCCUGCCUGCUGUCUGGGGAGGCGCCGCGUCCUCAGCACCACCAGACCCCUGCCAGGCAGGCCAGGGGACAGCCCCAUCCACAGCCUUGGCCGUGUGGCAGAGAGGGAGCCCAGCCCCGUCCCGGGCACAGGCAGAGCGCGGCCAUGGCGCCUUCCCCACUAGACGCCCAGGUUGCUGAGCCACCCUCCUGCCCAGUGUCACCCCAGCCAGCCCUCCCUGGCAGCGGCAGCCAGCCAGCCCCCAGCCCUCCUGUCCUGCAGGGCUGGGGGGUUUUUACACCUAGAGAAACAUUCCCCUCUCCCCUUUGGGCCUCCUUUUACUCUGAGCUGUGAAUAUUUUUAACCCUGUACAUAUGGCCAGCUCUUCUGACACAGAGACUAUUUUAUGAAUUGUCAGUCCCCCUCCCGUACGACACGACUCUCCAUGGUGGAUUCCAGACUCAGGCUCCAGUGGACCAAAUAAAGCGUUUUGUUUUGUAA